Molecule: messenger RNA, 4591 nt
Organism: Xiphophorus maculatus (southern platyfish)
Lineage: Eukaryota; Metazoa; Chordata; Actinopteri; Cyprinodontiformes; Poeciliidae
Gene: adora1b
Product: adenosine receptor A1-like
Exons: 2
Coding region: 525-1676 (383 amino acids)
Biological process (GO): G protein-coupled adenosine receptor signaling pathway
Cellular component (GO): dendrite; membrane; synapse
Molecular function (GO): G protein-coupled adenosine receptor activity
Source: RefSeq, a predicted model, not a curated record
AAAGAGGGAGAGAGAGAGCGGAGCGAGAGAGAGAGCGAUAGAGAGAUGGGGAACAGAGCGCAUUGCCGCCUGCACAGCAGCUGAAUCUGUGCGCGCUUUCCUGUCAAAAAUGCGCAGGCAGCAGCGCUGUUAAAACGUGCUCUGUCAAACUGAAAGACGUAGGCUGACAAAACGCCCAGCGCCCUCUCGAAGAAACUGGAGCCAGUGGGAAGGAUGCUGCGCUUACGAGAAGCAGGUGUAUCCAGCCAAGUGGAGGGGACGCAGGGAACGGAGCAGGAGCGACCCGCUGGAGCCGCUGGACAAAAGCACCUGCUUCAGAGGAACAGCCAGCAGUCUUUGCUGCUUCUUUCCUUUUUUUAAUAGCUGGAUUUUAUCUCACGAAAUGUGCAUCUGGCAUCCAGAGUGGGGAAUAAGGGCGCCAUGAGACUGACGGACGCACAACUAAUUUGGAAAACACCUUAGAGGACAAGAGAAGAAAACAAAGAUAGUGUGUACGUUUUUGUUGAUCACAGAGAUCUGCUGAAAUGCCCGGGACGGUCUCCUCGGCGCCGCUGCUCUACAUAGGCAUGGAGGUUCUGAUAGCUGUCGCCUCCGUGAUCGGGAAUGUGAUGGUGGUUUGGGCGGUGAAAAUUAAUAAGUCCCUGCGAGACACCACGUUUUGCUUCAUCGUCUCCCUGGCCGUGGCGGAUAUUGCGGUGGGAGCGCUGGUCAUCCCCCUGGCCAUCACGGUCAGCAUCGGACUUAAGACUUACUUUUACAGCUGCCUGCUCGGGACGUGCACCAUGCUGGUGCUGACGCAAAGUUCAAUCCUGGCCCUGCUGGCCAUCGCAAUUGACCGCUAUCUCAGGGUCAAGAUCCCGACCAGGUACAAGCGGGUGGUGACGUCCCGGCGGGCGGGCCUGGCUGUGGUGAUAUGCUGGACGUUGGCGUUCAUCGUGGGGCUGACGCCCAUGUUAGGGUGGAAUAAUCUGAAGCGCCUCCAGGAGAACGGCACGAUCGGCCCGGACCUCAUCGUCACCUGCCAGUUUGAGACCGUCAUCAGUAUGAAGUACAUGGUUUACUUCAACUUCUUCGGCUGCGUCCUGCCACCUCUGCUGUUCAUGCUGGUCAUAUACGUGGAAAUCUUUUACAUGAUCCACAAGCAGCUGAACAACAAGAAAAUCACCUCCAGCUUCUCAGACCCCAACAAGUACUACGACAAAGAGUUGAAUCUUGCCAAAUCUCUUGUUCUGGUGUUUGUUCUGUUCGCCAUCAGCUGGCUCCCCCUUCACAUCAUCAACUGCAUCACGUUCUUCUGUCCCCAGUGUGACAAGCCAAUGGUUCUGCUCUACAUUGCCAUCCUGCUCACUCACGGCAACUCCGCUGUCAACCCAAUCGUCUACGCUUUCCGCAUCAAAAAGUUUCGCACUGCGUUUCAGAAAAUAUUGCAGCAGUACUUCUGUUGCAAGGAGACGCUGGCGUUGGACUUCCAGCAAAGUGACAGAAAAGACAAGGCCAAUCUGGAGCCAAAACCGGUUGCAUCGCUUCAGCCUGCUCAAUUGGGGGUCUUUAAAUCGUAUCCUUCGCUGGAGCUGCAGCUGCAGCCGUCUCCGCUGGAGCUCCAGGACGAGCAGAAGAUUAAAACACCUCAGCAAACUUACAAACUUCCCCCUUUUGUCGAGCAGAGUGUAGCCUGAGCGAAGGAGAGAAAUGGUUGGCUAAAGAAAUAAGCUCUUGUCCAAAAGCGGUGGCUCUCUCCUCAUCUGAAUGUAGUUUGAAGAGAACAGAUCACAGCAAGGCGCCGCAAAGCUCUUGCGAUUAGCAACGUGGUUCUGUGGAAGAUUGUUCGUCCUCAGGAAGAGCACACAUGCACAAAACAGUGCAGGCAGCAUACUGAGAAGCCUGCAAUGUCUAUUUACGUGCUUAUCUCAGUAAGAUACUGAGCACAUGAAGCUUUAACUGUUCUAUUACUUAUGGUGAAGCCGUUUGUGUGAACAUUAGAAAAUGUGCAAUAUAAGUUAUUGUGCUUUGUCAGUAUCAACAUCUCUGUGUUACGACUUGCCUGAACAUUUAUACAUCAGACAGAGCAGGGUAAUCUUACUACUUUAAUACUGUGUAUGUUCCAACUGACUCUGGCUAAAAAAAUAUAUAUAUAUGAAUGUAAUCAUGUAAAUAUGAGACGGCAUUCACUUGUGAAUGCUCGACUAAUCUUCAGGGUCUAAAUCGCACAUUGACGUGUGCAGGAAGCAGUGUUAAGGGACAGAAUAAUGUAACGAGAGCUAGCAUCUCUCCUAUGGAGCUCAGUCAGGCCUCAGGUGAUCCAGCUGCAGUUUUCCAUUGCAGACGAGACGGACGGGGAUAUAAACAAGCACACAGAGGCUUUAAAAUUUUAAAAGCUACAUGCAGGACACUUGUAGCAGCUCACAGGGGAAAAACACAAGAUGCUCUUAGAUCUCAUGUUUGUUCAGUCUCCACGUCAGUAAGCUGCGAGUGAAGUUUUCUUUAGCUCCUUGUCAUCGCUACAUCAUGACAGUUUACCAUCACCAACUGUGGCUUUCAUGGCCUUGUUCAAAUAUUCAACCGAACACUGACUAAAUUCUGAAAUGUCAACCUGAAGAUUGUGAGUUUAACCUGUAAACUUAUUAUUUUGCAUCUUGCCAAACUGAAGCAUCUUCAGAUUCAUAAUUAAACUAUGUUCAAUACCUCUUAAACACAGGAUGUAAAGCUGUUUUUUGUCUACCCGUUAUUCUUAUUUAAUAAUCUUCCUUGAAGGGAUAGCUUAGAGAGGAUCUGUUGAAAUUUUAUAAAUACUUAGCAUCUUACCUGCAGUUGCUAAAGCUCUUGACAUCCUCAUUUUGUUUAAAUCCAGAUUAGCUGUAACCUAACAGCCACUUCAGGGUGGCCAAAAUGAACUUUUAUCCCUUAAAAAUAACUCCAGUUUAAAAGAUUUUAUAACCGUUGAUGGGAUGAAUCUUUAAACUGUUGCUACAUUUGUUAUUGGGUGGUUAUUUACAGAACACAGAUUAUUAUUAGUCCAGGAUGAAUGAAACCUUAAUCUGUCAUUAUUCUUUCAUUGGGUUGUUAUUUACACAGAAGUCAAUGAAUAUUUACAUAAAAAAUGAAGAUAGUGAGUGGUGUUUCGCUAGUGAUCUUCCUAUGUGAAACAUACUGAGAAUGGAAAAUAAAAAGUCACUACCCAAUGAAAAUAAAAACAAGCUAAUGCAAAAAUGACUAAUACAGCAUUCAAUUAAAUAACUAUGUUUUUCACUUUUCACAUGUUUUUCAUCAGCCAGUUGGUUCGACUGCACCAUCUUGAGAAAUCAGCUUCCCUGUGUACAUACUGACCAGUUUGAUGGUAAAUAACCACUUAACUAAAAUGUCACAAAAAAACAGUAUUUAUGCAAACUACCAUGGCAUUUUCAAAAGUGGAGUUGUUUUAAGAAUAUUUCUCUCUUUCAAGGUCAGGAAUUUUGUUGUAAACGCUUCGGUUUUAAGAAGGAGGACAUUUUGAUUGCUUCUCACCCUUUUGAGAAGAAAAGAAUCAAUGCAUCCUCACAAAUGAGUACUGAUAACACAGUUUGAGCUUGCCUUUGUAGAAACCGUGUUUGUACACUAAAGCUGUUUAGCAACAGGAAAUAUGAUUUGAUGGAAAGGUCAUGCAGACCAGACUGUUUUCUAUUCAUUUACAGGGUAAAUUAUGUUAAACAGCAGCCUUGGAAGGCUGCAAAUUGCUGUUGCUGGACACAUUCAUGAAAACACAAAUUGUCUGGUUUUGCAGUUCAUUAUGUUCUCACAGGAUCUGCAGCAUUAUGAGGCAUUUCAGCGACUGGUUCAACUGUUUUCCUCAAAAUUAAAACCCGGGCUAGAAAACAAGGAGCAUUUUUAGAAAAACAACAUUUCAAUUCUCAUUGAAAGUCUUAAGAAAAAUACAUUUAUUAAGGAGUCUGGACUUUCUUCUACAAAGUAACUUCAGUCACAUCUGCACACAUUUCUGCUUAAACAAAGGGCAGCUUCUGACCUCUUCUCCCCCGACAAUAAAACAGAAAAAAUAAAAUUGUCGGUACUAAUAGGGUUGUUAAAGAAAAUGAGCAAAACCCAAGUAAAAUAUUCAUUCAUUCAUUCAUGUCAUUUUAAAUUAUCAACAUUUUGAAUCACUAAAAACUACCCACAACUUCACAAACACAUUCAAUAUCAGCCACAUCUGUGCUUCCCCUUUAACUUUAGGAAGUGGGAUCUUUGUGAAAAAUAAAAAUAAACAAAUGGCUAAACAUAUAUUAACGCUCCUCUCAUGUCCAUUUUUAAAAAGGAAGGAUAAGUUCAUUAAGAGCAUUUAGGACUCUGGGCAGAAGACCAUAGUAAGAUGUUGAAUUCAAUAAAUCAUCCUCAAUCAUUCAGGCAGAGCCAUUUUAUUAGGGGUCUGAAAGAAGCCAUAUCUUAAUUGACCUAAGGAGCACAUGCACAUACACUCAAACAAGUUUCUGUGGAUUUUAAAAGCAGGCACUUUACUAACUCAAGGAUUGAUUUUAAUACACCAGGUUUUUUAUUAUUAUUAUUUUAAUACACGCUGCUGUAAAAUGCCCCAAAAUAUUCAAUAAAUUCUGACGUAAAUGUG